Molecule: messenger RNA, 1384 nt
Organism: Argentina anserina (silverweed cinquefoil)
Lineage: Eukaryota; Viridiplantae; Streptophyta; Magnoliopsida; Rosales; Rosaceae
Exons: 1
Coding region: 50-1213 (387 amino acids)
Biological process (GO): regulation of DNA-templated transcription
Molecular function (GO): double-stranded DNA binding
Source: RefSeq, a predicted model, not a curated record
AAACAAAAAUUGACCCGACCAUCUCCAUUCUCUGUCAGGAGUCAAGAGUAUGGCAGUUUGCUACAUUCUUAGCAAGAGCCUUAGAUCCACACACCCAAUCUUUUCUUCUAGCCUUAGUCAAGUACAUGUUGGCAAGAUUAUCCUGGGAAUCAAGCAUUUUGGUCUUCAAAAUCAGUUGUUCUGUUCAAACAGACCGACCAGCACCUCUGAUGAUCACACAGAAGCCGCCAUUAAAUCAUCCCGCAAGGUAAAGCCUACAUCUCUAGUGACCUCAGACUCCGUUUUAGCCCUUUUUAGAGAGUAUGAAUUCACAGACACCCAGAUCUCAACUAUCCGCGCAGCAAUCCCACGGCUUGCUUUAGCCGAUGCGAAGAAAACCCUUUUGCCAAAGCUCGAGUUUUUGAGCUCGGUAGGCAUGUCGAGGUUCCACGUUGCAACAACAGUGACCUCCAAACCACGUCUCUUGAAUCGGAGCUUGGAAAACCACAUUGUACCCACUUAUACCUUCCUCAAAAGCGUAAUGCUCUCUGAUUCCAUGGCCGUCGAUGUUUGGAAGCGCAGCUCCUGGUUCUUCGUGGAUGACCUUUCCAAGAAUGUGUUACCAAAUAUUGGGUUUGGGAGAGAAUUGGGCAUGUCUCACUUGGUUUUUGCUAUUUUGUUAACAGGGUGUCCUCGUAUAUUGAGGAGAAAGCCUGAAGGGUUCAGAGAACUUGUGGGUAAGGUCAAAGAAAUGGGUUUUGACCCUCAAAGGCAGAGGUUUGUGACUGCUAUUUGCGCAUUGGAUUUCAAAGAGACGACGUGGAAACGAUGUGAGAAGGCUUAUAGGAAAUGGGGUUGGUCUGACGAUCAUAUUCUGUCUGCCUUCAAGAAGGAUCCACAGUGUAUGAUUAUGUCCGAGGAGAAGUUAAUGGGAAUAAUGGAUUUCUUAGUGAACAAGAUGGGGUGGCAGUCACUAACAAUUGCGAAAUAUCCUCCAAUUUUUCGUUACAGCUUGGAUGAGAAAAUGAUCCCGAGGUUUUCAGUCGUUAGAGUUUUGCAUUUGAGAGGACUGAUCAAACAGGAGGAGUUGAGUUUGAGUGGUGUUUUAUCGAACUCGGAGGAGUACUUCUUGGAUCGGUUUGUGAACAAAUAUAUCAGACGAGUACCUCAAUUGUUGGAUGUGUACCGUGGGAAAGUGAAGAUUCAGGAUGUGCAAUCUUUGCGACAUUUUUAACAGGGUGAUAGUGUUGAACCCGGAGGUGCUCCUAGGUCUGUCAAUUGCAUUCAUACUGCUAUCAACUCUUUUUAUAUUUGCUUCUUAUAAACACUGUCUCAGUCUGGAUCUUUUCUUUAAUGAACAACGAGUUGCUGAUGCCAUUUUACAUCAACUAUUAUGCGCAAUGAA